Messenger RNA from Nicotiana tabacum (common tobacco), 1900 nucleotides. Its product is annotated as geraniol 8-hydroxylase. The record is from RefSeq and is a predicted model, not a curated record. NCBI's taxonomy places the organism in Eukaryota, Viridiplantae, Streptophyta, Magnoliopsida, Solanales, Solanaceae. Gene Ontology annotation, molecular function: monooxygenase activity; oxidoreductase activity, acting on paired donors, with incorporation or reduction of molecular oxygen; heme binding.
UAAUGAACUUCCCAAUUACCGGGAAAACAUAUAUAUAUAUAUAGAUAGAUAGAGAGAGAGUGAGAGUGAGAGAGAGUAGAGUUGCAUAACUCUUACAUUAAUAAGAGAGUCUGAAGGAGAGUGAGUAGGAGAGGAAUAUGGAUUACUUUACACUUGUGUUUGGAUCAAUUUUUGCUUGCAUUUUUCUUCUUUUUCUAUCAAAAAGAAACAAAAAGCUUCCACCAGGGCCAUUACAACUGCCAAUAAUAGGAAAUUUAUUUCAUUUAUUAGGUGCAAAACCUCAUAUAUCACUAGCCAAUCUUGCCAAAAUCUAUGGUCCAAUUAUGAGUUUAAAACUUGGCCAAAUAACCACAAUUGUCAUUUCUUCAUCAACCAUGGCAAAACAAGUCCUUCAAAAUCAAGAUCAAGCAUUUUCCAAUAGAUUUAUCCCUAAUGCACUUCAAGCACACAACUAUUCCAAAUUCUCAGUGACGUGGCUCCCCGUUAAUCCGACGUGGCGAACCCUUCGACGAAUCUUGAACUCCAACAUCCUCUCACUCACUAAACUUGAUUCAAAUCAACACUUAAGAUCACAAAAGGUACAACAGUUGGUUGAUUAUGUUGCAAAAUGUAGUCAAGAAGGUGAAGCUGUGAUCAUUGGCAAAGCUGCUUUCAAGACCUCUCUCAAUUUCUUGUCCAAUAUUCUCUUCUCUAAGGACUUGGUUGACCCUUUUUUUGAUUCAAAGGUAGAGUUGAAGGACGUGAUUUGGAACAUCUUGGCCGAGGCUGGGAAGCCUAACCUAGUGGAUUUUUUUCCCAUACUUGAAAACAUUGAUCCUCAACGAAUUAGGCGUAACACAGACAUUCAUUUCAAUAAGUUGUUUGUGCUUUUCGAUGAUUUGAUCAACGAGCGAUUGGAGGAAAAGAGGAGCAGAAGUAUAAAGAAUGAUGUUUUGGAAGUGUUUCUCAAAAUUAGAGAAGAAAAUUCGGAAGAAAUCGAUCAGAAUCACAUCAAUUCCUUGCUCCUGGACAUAUUCAUUGGCGGUACUAAUACGACGACAAGUACAGUGGAAUGGGCAAUGGCAGAAAUACUUAGACAACCUGAGAUUAUGAAGAAAGUCCAAGCUGAGCUUGCAGAAGUCGUUGGAAAAGGAAAACCAAUAAAAGAAGAUGAUGUUUCUCGACUCCCCUACUUGCAAUGUAUUGUCAAAGAAACCUUAAGAAUGCACCCACCAGUUCCUUUCUUACUCCCACGCAAAGUAGAGCAAGAUGUUGAAUUGUGUGAUUACAUCAUCCCGAAGGGCUCACAAGUACUAGUUAAUGUGUGGGCAAUCAGUCGAGACUCAGCUUUGUGGGAGGAGCCACUAGUGUUUAAACCUGAGAGGUUCUGGAGUUCAGAAUUGGACGUGCGAGGCAAAGAUUUUGAAUUGAUUCCAUUUGGUGCUGGGCGAAGAAUAUGCCCUGGCUUACCUCUGGCAGCAUCGAGAAUGGUUCCAGUAAUGGUAGGCUCACUCUUGAAUUCCUUCAAUUGGAAACUUGAAGAAGGCAUUAAGCCAGAAGAACUAGACAUGGAGGAGAAGUUUGGUAUCACUUUAGCCAAGGCCUGUCCUUUGCGAGCUAUCGCAUAUCCUAUUUGAUAGUACAAAGGAUCAGGAGGCGGAGCUAUAGUGAUAGCUAUAUGUUCGACAGUAUAGCUUUGGCUCAAACUCUAUAUUAAAAAUUCCACUUGAUAUGUACUAUAAUAAUUUAUCUGGAACUAGUCUGAUGUCUUUUUUAGAAUCCAAAACUCAUAAACUCAAAAUCUUAGAUGCGUCUCUGCAUAAGAUAUAUUCAAGUUUUGUAUUACUAUCAUUUAGUGAUUUGCAAUUUUCUCUAAAAGAAUAAGGGAAUAAGAAUAAAAGGAUUACAUGAUGAUGAAAAA